ACAGGCGAAUGAAUAAGAAGCCGAAGCCGAUGGAAGGAAAAAAAGUUACACACACACACUUUUCAAAAACUUCGCGAACCUUAAACUGUGUGGAUGUGCGUCGUCUGCGCUCCGUGAAUUUUUAAGCGAAAAUCAAGCAUUCUCUUCUAAAAAAGUGAGCUCCUCAACAGCAGCAAUUAGGCAAACCUUAUCACACGGAGUACUUUGCUCCCUUCUUUCCGGUUUCCCGAGCCACCUCGGUGUGUGUGGACCGGUGUGUGUGUGUUUGUGCGGUGGUUGUAUUUAUGUAGUGCGGUGUAUGUGUUUUGUGGAGUCCCUUAUGUGAAUAGUAAGUGCAUACGAUAAGAAAGUUGGAAGUAAAGAUAAAAAAGGCUCCCCAAUUAUCCAGAUCCAACUGGGCCACGCCGCAUAGAGCAAGUGGUGUGGGUUGCUAGGAUAGGAAGCCGUGCUUCCUGGGCGCGUACCGAAGUGUCUGGGGGUAGUGGUGGUGCAUAGAGCCUGUUUUGUAUCCCUAAAGUGAAAAGUGCAAAAGAAAUUUACUUCCAACAAGUGCAAAGUUUGCAUUUUUUUGUUUGGUUAAUGUAUCCGGAAGUAUGAGGUUGGUGCUUGUGUCCUGAAGAAAUUGAUCCGAAUAAUUUUUCGACGUGGCUAACGUUUGGUACGAAAACGCUCAACGUGUCCCGAUUGAAGAGAGAAAGAGAUAAUUUUCCAACACCGCACGGCCGUGAACGGUGUAGUCACCGGAUACAUAAAUUCUUGAAGUUCCAGCCAAUCUAAGCGCGCGGUGAUUAUUGCGAACAAUCAAGAGGAAAAGGCCGGCAGUCACAGCAACCAUGGCGGCUCAGGAGAUCGAAAACGGCACGACAUGGGGCAAAGAGUUAUGGGAUCAAUUUGACAAUCUUGCCACACACACGCAGAAAGGAAUUGACUUCUUCGAACGAUUCGGUAACUUCAUUCGUGAUCGCAGUGCCAUCGAAGUUGAAUAUGCGCUUAAGCUGAGACGACUGGUGAAGAACUAUCAACCCAAAAAGAGCAAAGAGGACGAAGAAAAUGAAUUUUCCUCCCUGAUUGCAUUCAAAAAUGUCCUCAAAGAGGUAGCCGAUCUGGCUGGGCAGCGUGAAGUGGUAGCGGAAAACCUACAGAACCAGGUGCUGCAGGGCAUUAUGCUGCUGGCAAAGAUUCUGCGCGAAGAGCGCAAAAAAGCGUUGAACCAGGGCGCCGGCUUGACCCAGUCGCUGCACACACAGAUCGGUACGCUCGAUCGGGCGAAACGCAGCUACGAGAAGGCAUUCCGGGAGGCGGAAAAGGCGAUCGAAAGCUACCACAAGGCGGACGCCGAUUUUCACCUCAGCCGGGCCGACGUCGAGAAGCAGCGCGUCAACAUGAACAUACGCAACAGCCAGUCGGAGGACGCGAAGAGCGAGUACGCGAACCAGCUGCAGAUUACAAACAAACAGCAACAGCAGCACUAUCAAAUAGCACUUCCGGAGGUGUUUAACAAGCUGCAGGAGCUGGACGAGAAGCGAACGCGCGGCAUGAAGGAAUUCAUCAAACGUGCGGCAGAUGUCGAGUACGAAGUAUCGCCCAUCAUUGCCCGCUGUCUGGAAGGGAUGGUGAAGGCGGCCGAUUCGAUUAACGAGAAGGACGAUUCGAUGAUCGUUAUAGAAAAAUAUCAGUCCGGUUUUCAACCGCCGGGAGAUAUACCGUUCGAGGAUCUCUCCAAACCAGACCCGGACGCUGCUAACAACUCGCAAACACACAACUCCAGCACGGGACUGAACCACAUGACGGGGAAAGGCACAACGAAGGAUAAGCUUAAGAAACGCGUUGGCAUUUUUGGUAUCUUCACCGGCAAUAAGAAGAUUCUUGAAGCCUACAUACAUGUAAAGAACAACCUUACCACGGACGGUCUGAAGGAAGAUUUCAGCGACCUACCACCGACGCAACGGCGGAAAAAGCUAACCGCCAAAGUGCAGGAACUGCAGCAAAAGGUAGCCCAGGAGCAGGCCGCCAGCGAUGGGUUGAUGAAGAUGAAGGGUGUGUACGAGGCGAACUCGAUGCUGGGCGAUCCGCGCACGGUCGAGGAGCAGCUAAACGAAUCGGUCAACCGGCUGGACAGGUUACGGCACGAGCUGCUGCGCUACCAGAAGCUGCUCGAGCAGGCUAACAACCAAACGUUCAUCCAGCACAGCCCCCAAUCGAACCGUGUGAUACAGAACGGACAACGGUCGUCCAGACAUUCCAACGGUAGCAGUAAUCAUGAGAACAGUCACGACGAUAAUGGCGAAGAUCAUCCCGAUGAUGCCGGUAGCCUUAGCAGGUCAGCUUCCGAAAGUAGUGUACAGCAAGCGCAAAAUGGGCUUAACAUUAACAACAACGGCAGCUCAGCGAGUCCGGAAAGUGGGCUGGGUACAUCGCACACCUCGCUGCCCGGUUCCGGCCAAGGCAGCACGAACGAACAGCCGAUGAACGAGGAAUACUACGAAGCCGAUGCACCGCUCGGCACGUGUCGAGCGCUCUAUCCAUUUGACGCAACGAGCGAAGGCAGCAUUCCAAUGUCCGAGGGUGAAGAAUUGCAAGUGAUAGAGGUAGACCAAGGGGACGGCUGGACCCGGGUGCGGCGGUUUAGCUCGAAGGGCUGGGAGGAAGGAUUUGUACCAACGAGCUACAUUGAGUGUACGCUGUACGCGUAGUGUUGAUCACCACCCCGAUGUGGAGCAGGACGAUCCACCCCAUCCCAAAUGUAAAUAGUUAAUGUUUAAUUGCGGUGUGUGGACGUGCGCGCGCGUGAUGAAGGGUGAAAAAUUCCUCCGCCGCACCCACCCACCGAUCGGUAUGCUUUAGUGUCGGACAAAUAGUAGUGGCAAUUAAAAAUAUUCGUGCUUGCAAAAAAAAAAAUCAUGCGUUAAAUUGCAACCCCCUUGAGCGGAUUGAGUGUGGGAAGGCUCGUGGAACGGAAGUGUCAAAUUCUACUGACAUUGCAUGAUAAGUGAACCAACGCAAGGCCCCCGAUUACAGCACCACAUUUCCGUGUUUGCUCUACUACGCUACACAGUUCUCCUGUCUGGCCGCCCAAUUAGGCUACAGAAUGGCAAUCACAAGCCCAGCAGGAAGCCGGGUUGAACCCCGCACUGGUUUGCGGAUGAACCAUAGAAAACCCCCAUACGAAGAGCUAGUAUUUCGCUUGACCAUUUAGGAAAUUUAAUAUAUACGUUUAGUUAUCGGCGAUCGAAAUGAGAAGAACCUUGAAAUCGCUAUCGGAUAGGAUGCGCUUGUGCUUUUCUUUUUCAAAGGUUAGUUAAUUUUCUUUUAAUAUGAAAUUCUUGCUGCUUACGAUAAAACUAUUGUGCGAACGAAUAACAAAAACAAACAAAAAACAUCCUCGAAUCACACGAAGCACACGAAAGGGAAAAGGAAAUAGCUUAGCAGGCGCACAGAAACGAGACCAAUCCCCCCCGUACACCGUGGUGCGCGCGUAAUCUAUUGCCAUGAACGCUGUUCGAUAACACGCUCCAACUACACGAUUCGCACAGUUUGAUGAGUGCAAACACUAUCUAGCCGAACACCGACACAUCAAACCUUACAAAAAUACCAUUCGAAGCUUUAGUGGACGCAUUUUAACCAUUAAAGUUUUAAAGAUCGCUUUACACCACCGUCACGGGUAUCUUUCGUUUGAAAUGCUUCCGUUCCGUGCUGACUCCCUGUCAGACUCCGGCGUGUCCAUUGCAUGUGCAAACGAGGAGUUUAAAGUUGAUAUCAUGCUAAAUAUAUCGUGUAGCCCCACCCCCAGCUGCAUCAUCAUCAUCAUCAUCAUUAUCCGUGUUGAACGACGGUGUAGUACGGUUUAGAAUAGACUUAAGAACGGAAAGAGAGCAAGGAAUAAGGAGCGUGAAAGUACCAUAGUUUCUUUAUGCUUUUUUGCUGAGAAGUACUACUGUGUUAACAAUAUAUUACGCUCUCGUAUAUGUCGUAGUGUCCUCGUAUGUCUUGGUGGCACAUUCGCGUCCAUAAACUUUACUUGUCCGGUACUCUAUCGGUAGUCAAUGCGCUGAAAACGAAUCAAAAUACGGUGUCCUUCGUUGUUCGUCGUCCCAUUUCGAAUCCCAUAUGGGGUGUGUGCGUGGCUGGGCAACGCAAACCUCCAAUUUCGAAAGCCACUACGUACGCUACAGUUACACACGUUCAUCACCGCAAUACAGUUGGUACUGUUGUAAGAUACUCUAUAGGUGACUUUUGCUCUUCUUCCACUAAAUAAAACAGUUAAAAAGGUAACAAAAAAUACUCCAUCGACAAGCAAGUGUAAUGCAACCAUCCCGAAACAUAAAGCUAAUGGCAUGUUUGUAAUAUAACACACACACAGCAAUA
This is a messenger RNA of Anopheles stephensi (Asian malaria mosquito), 4365 nucleotides long. RefSeq names its product formin-binding protein 1-like (gene Cip4). Bases 834 to 2693 code for a protein of 619 amino acids. The record is from RefSeq and is a predicted model, not a curated record. Lineage: Eukaryota; Metazoa; Arthropoda; Insecta; Diptera; Culicidae. The transcript is spliced from 13 exons. Gene Ontology annotation, biological process: signal transduction. Gene Ontology annotation, molecular function: protein binding.